AUGUUCGGACCAAUUUGUACCGGCAUUUUUUUGUUCCUCGCCAUUUGGGGAUCGAUUUUUAUGGCGAUUCUCGGCGCAUUGUUCUAUAAUCAAUCCGUCGGUUUAUUCGAGGACCUUCCCAAAGAGGCGAAAAGCAUGGAAACAAAGUCAUGGAGUGCGCGCGUCGACAAUUUCAACUCCCUCUACCAGCAAAACGCCUACAACUGCUGGAUCGCUUGCGGCGUCUACGUCGGCAUUGCGCUUCUCCUCUCCCUCCGAGCGUGCUGUCUCGUCAAACGAUAA
This is a messenger RNA of Caenorhabditis bovis, 282 nucleotides long. NCBI's taxonomy places the organism in Eukaryota, Metazoa, Nematoda, Chromadorea, Rhabditida, Rhabditidae. The record is from the annotation of a GenBank genome assembly.